Messenger RNA from Zootermopsis nevadensis, 477 nucleotides. The record is from RefSeq and is a predicted model, not a curated record. NCBI's taxonomy places the organism in Eukaryota, Metazoa, Arthropoda, Insecta, Blattodea, Termopsidae.
AUGGGGAUGAAUGGUUUCUGUCGAAAUGUCCUAGCGUAUUUAAUCGCUUGGUUCCACGACCUUCUUGUACUUUGGGUGCAUAGUUCAUUUAUUCAUUCUAGUUACGAGACUGGAGAUGGCACCCGAGCUCAAGAGCAGGGUUACUUGAAGAACGCAGGGGCUGGACCUGACGCAGAAGCCCAGACAGUCCAAGGCUCUUACUCAUACACUGGUCCCGAUGGCAUCACAAUCAGUCUCACGUACACGGCUGACGAGAAUGGGUUCGUCCCGCAAGGCGAACACCUGCCUACUCCGCCCCCAAUCCCUGAGGCCAUUCUCAGAUCCCUGGAACAGAACGCACGUGAAGAGGCCGCAGGGGCUGCCGGGGGCAGAGGUGGUGCUGGCGGAUACCCCAGUGGAGGCGGCGGUGCCGGUAGUUAUCCUAGCGGGGGUGGCGGCGGUGCCGGCGGAUUCCCCAGUGGAGGUGCAGGUGGAUAU